AUGCUCAUAUCUAUCUACUUAUCUCUCUCUGAUACUCUAUCUAUCUAUCUCUCUAUGUAUAUCUAUCUAUCUAUCUAUCUAUCUAAAUCUAUCUCGUUACUGGUUUAUUUUCUGUCUUCACUAUUCAUCUGUUUGUAUAUAUCUAGGUUCGAAUUUCAAAGAAUAUAUCUAUCAUUUCUAUAUCAUUCUUUCCCGCUUACAUCACCCCCACAUCUAAGCUUACAUCCCCACAUCCAAACUUACAACAUCCCCAUAUUCAAGCUUACACCACCCCAACAUCCAAGCUUACACCAUCCCCACAUCCAAGCUUACACCACCCCCACAUCCAAACUUACACUACCCCCAUAUCUAAGUUUCGACCACCUGCACAUCCAAGCUUACACCACCCCCCCACAUCCAAGCUUACACCACCCCCACAUCCAAGCUUACACCACCCCCACAUCCAAUAUUCAAGCUUACACCAUCCCCACAUCCAAGCUUACACCAUCCCCAUAUUCAAGCUUUACACCACCCCCCAUCCAAGUUUACACCAUCCCCAUAUUCAACCACCCUUACAUCCACCCCCACAUCCAAGCUUACACCACCCCACAUCCAAGCUUACACCACCCCACAUCAAACUUACACCAUCCUAUAUUCAAUCCCUUACCACCCCCACAUCAAGUUUACACCAUCCCCAUAUUUCACACCACCCCACAUCAAGCUUAA
Messenger RNA from Acanthosepion pharaonis, 705 nucleotides. The record is from the annotation of a GenBank genome assembly. NCBI's taxonomy places the organism in Eukaryota, Metazoa, Mollusca, Cephalopoda, Sepiida, Sepiidae.